AUGACUCAGGUUUUGCAACGUUAUCUGUUCCAGAGGAUAGCAGUACGGAACAAGAGCACGCACCCUGUCAAAAUUGGAAUUGAGGAGCUGAGAUUCAAGAAGAAGACACAGGCUAUCACAAAUGGGUCGAUAGCAUUACGGGACUACUACGAAUGGCAUAAGCUAUCUGAUAUAAUGGUGAGUGAGACAUUUUUCACGCAUCGUGGCAAAUGCGGAGGCCUAGGUCGUUCUCCCUCAUCACAGAAUGAUUUACUUCUUUACGACCCCAUAAUGACACACUGUAUUGCGAAAUGGCUAUUGGUGAACUACAAAUUAAAUUCAUAUCCAUAUCAUGAUCUCAACAUAGUUAAUAUCUAUGCAGAUUUGCGACAGUCUUUACAAAUUGCGAAAACGAUGAUGACAUAUUUCAAAGCGGUUUUAUCGGAUACAAUGUUUGAGCGGAUUAGGUUCAUAAUGGUCCCUUUAUAUGACCAUAAGCAUGCACAGGUUGAAAAAAUUCGACAGGAAAUACCAGGCGAGAUCGAGCUAAUAACUGAUGAUGCAAUUUUUUUAUCUCAAGGGCAGGACGGGAUUGGACAAGCCAGUCCACUCGUAAUUGAAGAUCCAGUCUCAAUUAUAAUGCUCAAUGACGUUAUGAAAAAUUUGUCUCACGAUGUGAUUAAAUAUUCUUACGAGAAAAAUAAAUGGGAACAGGGUUACCUAGAAUUUGAUAGUCAUGGCAACAAGCGAUUAGAAUUUCAAGACAGUGUUGAUUUUUGGUGUAAAUUUGCUAUUGAGAAUACUCUGGAGGAUCAAAUUCCUUCGAGGCAGAAUCCAAAUCAAACCGUGUACAUCCCAACAAGAUUGGCACAACUGUUCGAAAUGAUUAGAAAAUUCGCACCUCAGCACCGAUUUUUUGCCGUUGACGAACCUCAAAGGUGGAAUCCAAGUGUCACGUCAAUGUUAAGGCUCUUGCUCGGGUACAAUCCAAUAAGAGGUAGUAAGGUCAUGAAACAACGGCAAGGAAUUGAACUUGAGGAUCCAGUAUUUAUGCCGGAUUUCACUCAAGUGCAGCAGAUGUAUAUGAAUAUAAACGGUAUGGGCAAAAUAAGUGAGAUUAACGAUUUAGGCGAAUUCGUUGAUAAAUGGGUAAAUCUGGGUAACGACUACAAAAAUGCGAAUAUUACAAUGGAUCAAUUAGUAUCGCAGCUAAAAAUGAUCAAUGAAAGCACGUUGGCAACAAUACACUCAAAUUGA
Molecule: messenger RNA, 1236 nt
Organism: Zygotorulaspora mrakii
Lineage: Eukaryota; Fungi; Ascomycota; Saccharomycetes; Saccharomycetales; Saccharomycetaceae
Product: type II protein arginine methyltransferase
Exons: 1
Coding region: 1-1236 (411 amino acids)
Cellular component (GO): mitochondrion
Molecular function (GO): protein-arginine omega-N symmetric methyltransferase activity
Source: RefSeq, a predicted model, not a curated record